Messenger RNA from Fusarium subglutinans, 1935 nucleotides. Its product is annotated as transcriptional regulatory. The coding region runs from base 1 to 1935 and encodes 644 amino acids. The transcript has 6 exons. Gene Ontology annotation, biological process: DNA-templated transcription. The record is from RefSeq and is a predicted model, not a curated record. NCBI's taxonomy places the organism in Eukaryota, Fungi, Ascomycota, Sordariomycetes, Hypocreales, Nectriaceae. Gene Ontology annotation, molecular function: DNA binding; zinc ion binding.
AUGGAUCCCGGGCAAGCAAACAACGGACCCGCGGCUUCCGAUGACUCUGCUCGGAGAGCGAUUGAGGUCCGCUUAGGCAAUAUAGAAAGCCUCCUCCGGGAUCUCUCCCAACGCCCCGUCUCCACUCCAGGAAGUAACAUUCAUUUUCCUGUCACCCCUGCAGCCUUCCCAGGUCUCGAUCCAGCCUCUGCAUCUACAGCGGCUUUUGACACUUCCGAUGAGGAGUCUGUUCUGGGUGGUGAUUCGGUCAUUGCCCAGCAAACCACCUUGGCUAGCGACCUUCUCGAGCAUGCCGUCGAGCGCACAUCGUUAAACGAUGUCAGCCCCAAGAUGUGGGAAGCUCUCGCAAACUUGCGACAGUUGGCCGAGCUUCAGAGUCGGCAGUCCAUCAGCCAUGGUCCCCGUUUUCCACUCCAGCAGCCCAUCCCAAAGGGAGGCUUGGGUCAACUGCCAAUGCCUCCUAUGGAAAUUGUUGUGAACUUACUCAAGAGAGUCAGAGCUUCUCCGCCAGGUCUCUUCACGUUUGUCUGCUACUUCAUUGGAAUAAACGACUUUUCCAACCUUUGUCGAAUGGUCUACUUUCCCACAGACGACUUUAGCGAUUCCACCUUCAUCAUCGUCAACGUCGGCCUGUAUUACUUGUUUCUUGAACAGCACCACCUGACCAUUGACAACAAGCCUCUAAAGGAUGAGUUUGCCUCACACCUUUACACAAGUCGCGUCAACCUGGAAACGGCGCUGGCAAACAUGUCUCUCUUCAUGUCGACCAAGAUAGAAACAGUCCAGGCUCUCCUCAUGGGUACAUUAUACACCAUCGACGUCUGCCGACCCUCCGUGGCUUGGCAUCUCAACUGUGCCGCCGCUCAAAUUUGCCAGACUGCUGGUUUUCAUCGCAGGGAUCUCUCAACGCGCAACCCCGAGGAAGCUGACAUCAAGGCGAUCCUUUUCUGGUACACGUAUACAACGGACAAAGCACUGGCACUUCGACUUGGCCGUGCUCCUGCUAUCCAGGAUUGGGAAAUCACCAUUCCACGUACUUUCGGCUUCGAUGGCAUCUUGAGUCUUGAAACCAAAGCUGUUGCGGGUACUUGGCUUAAUGCUGCAACGCUGCAGGGUCAGGUUUAUGAGCAACUGUUCUGUCCAGCAGCAUUAAGCCAACCACCGGCUGUCCUCGCCGAACGAGCCCGUCUGCUGGCAGCUGAGUGCCGUCGUGUCGAGGCAGAGUCGUUUCAGAGCCGAGAAAUGGCCAUCUCAUCGCUCGAGAAAAUCGGUGCUUCCCCUCUCGUGGAUGUCCACCUGAAGGGUGAUGAAGUGCAGUUGCUGUCAACCAUGACUCUCAUUUACAGAGCAGUUCCCGCUCCUGAAGGAUCACCCACAAGGUUCUGUCAAGACUGUAUAGACACUGCACGAAAGGCUUGUCACGCACAUUUCGCAUGCAUGGAUUUGGUGCGGAAAGACCCCCACGCGAGAGCAAUAUAUGUCCAUUGGAACCUGGUGCUGACUCCAUUUGCCCCCUUCUUUGUUCUGUUCGGAUAUGUCAUCGAGACGUCAUCACAAGAUGAUCUCCAACUGUUAAAGCAGUUCAGUGCGUCCAUUGAAGAAACCAGUGAUGCGUCGGAGACCAUGCAAAAGCUAUCGCGACUAUGCAGCAUCAUGAGCAACGUCGCGGCUCUAUAUGUCGAAGCCAAGUCUCAACAAGUUGAAGAUCAGGCAAUGGUGCCAAUUAAUGACGAGUUCGACGUGUAUUUGAGCCAGCUCGGACUCAUGCCUGUUAUGGACUCGACCAUGGGCAAUGCAGGUGAUCCAAAUGCAGAGUUUGGUGAGAACGCCCAAGUCAACCAAAUGGCGGACUGGAUGUCUGGAAGUCGAAAUUUGCUGGGAUUGUUGGAACAGGAUAUAUCGCAGAUCGGAGGUGUACAGUGGCCGCCCAUGUAG